This is a messenger RNA of Lactuca saligna, 708 nucleotides long. The record is from the annotation of a GenBank genome assembly. NCBI's taxonomy places the organism in Eukaryota, Viridiplantae, Streptophyta, Magnoliopsida, Asterales, Asteraceae.
AUGGUUGUGCUUGACAUGCGUGGUUGUGGUGGCGCUGAAAGAGGACAAGAAUCGACGAUGGAAGCGCUGAAAGAGGAAUACUCCCCUUUCUUUCUUGUUGGUAUUGUCAUGGCUAUUGAUCUUCUUCGUACUCCGAGCAGUGGUUACAUCUUAUAUGGGACAAGGGUCUUUCAUGGUGUUCGACAAAAGAAAGAAGUCAAAAAACAAGAACGUUUGUCUGCCAAACUAGUGCAAGAAAUUGCUUUCACUGAUGAGAGUGAUGAUGUUCAAAGUACUGAUAAUCAGGUCAAGAAGAUCUUCAAUAACAAUGUGGAAAAGCAAGAUAUUGUUUUAGACCUAAAUGACCGGAUCAAUAGAAAGAAUUUUCGAGACGUUAUGACUCGUAGAACAAAACCUGAUCCCAUCAUCAAAGUAAGAUGCACCAAGCCAAAGAAUAAGUCACUAAAGCUUUACUUGAUCAGAAAGAAGGUGAAAUUUUCAUACACCGACGUUGCACUUUCUCGUGAGCUAGUCAAAUUUUGUUACAAUGAGUGGAUGCAAAUUCUAGAAAUUAUCGACCAACACAAGGGUGUUCAUGCUCAGGAGGUGAAGUUGGCAGUCCAACAUCUUCUCAACAAAUUAAAAAAACUGAAUCUUGUGCCAUCCGUUGGUCUAUCAGCUAGUUCAUAUAGAUUAGCAUCAUCAGGAAGAACAGGCGCUCCCAAAUAG